AUGACCCCCUCGACACCCGUUCUCGCGCUUGUGGCUGCAGCUUCGGCACUGUGUGCUUUCCAAGUAUCAGCCCAGCAAACAGGAAUCAACACUAAGGAAGUGCAUCCUUCUCUCACCUCCAAGCAAUGCUCGAAGACAGGUGGCUGUGUAACUGAGCCCACGUCGAUUGUGCUAGAUGCCAAUUGGCGCUGGCUACACCAAGUCGGCGACUACAAGAACUGCUACUCUGGCAAUCAGUGGGAUGCCACGAUAUGCUCCAGUCCGGAAGCUUGUGCCCAGAAUUGCGCUCUCGAAGGUGCCGACUACCAAGGCACCUACGGCAUCACCACGUCCGCCGAUGAGUUGCAGCUCAAGCUGGUCACGCAGACCCAGUUCGGCACGAAUGUGGGCUCUCGGGUAUAUCUUGUAGAUGCUGAGGGGCUCAAGUAUAAGCAGUUCAAGUUGCUAAAUCAAGAGUUCACACUUGAUGUCGACGUCUCCAAGCUCCCAUGCGGACUCAACGGCGCGCUCUACUUUGUGCAGAUGGACGCGGAUGGAGGGGUCGGUCGCUUCCCAGCCAACAAGGCAGGUGCCAACUACGGCACGGGUUACUGUGAUGCGCAGUGUCCACAUGACAUCAAGUUCAUCAAUGGCGAGGCUAACACGCUCGACUGGGGUGCCACGAGUCAGAACUCGGGUGGUGGCAAGUAUGGUGCCUGCUGCGCUGAGCUCGACAUCUGGGAGGCUAAUAGCAUGAGCAGCGCAUUUACUUCGCACCCGUGCACGUCGGAGGAGCAGAUACGCUGCUCAAGUCCAGAGGAGUGUGGCAGUGGUAAUGAUAGUCGCUACAAAGGCGUAUGUGACAAGGAUGGCUGCGACUUUAAUCCGUUUCGAAUGGGCAACCAAACGUUCUACGGUCCUGGAUCGCAAUUCACCAUCGAUACCACCCGUAAGUUCACGAUCGUCACCCAAUUCGUGACGAGCGACAACACCGCUACUGGGGAUCUUGUGGAAAUCCGACGCUUAUUCAAGCAGGACAAUCGUGUUGUGGAUACCCCGAACAUCAUGUGGCCUGGUUUGAACGAUGUCAACUCCAUUACCGAUUCCAUGUGUAUUGCGUCCAAGAAACUUUUCGGGGAUCAAAACGACCACGCCACGAAGGGCGGACUUGUACGUAUGGGCGAGCACAUGGCGAAUGGUAUGACGCUUGCCAUGAGCUUGUGGUCAGAUCACGACGCUUACUGUCUCUGGCUUGACAGCAGCUACCCCGCGGAAGCGGAUUCUGCGAAACCCGGCGUCAAGCGCGGCUCGUGCCCGACGUCAAGUGGUCGUCCUACUGAGGUUGAGGCGCAGCACCCGGAUGCCACCGUUAAGUUCAUGAACAUUCGCGUGGGUGACAUUGGAUCCACGUACUAG
This is a messenger RNA of Peronospora farinosa, 1395 nucleotides long. The record is from the annotation of a GenBank genome assembly. NCBI's taxonomy places the organism in Eukaryota, Oomycota, Peronosporomycetes, Peronosporales, Peronosporaceae.